Molecule: messenger RNA, 2822 nt
Organism: Corticium candelabrum
Lineage: Eukaryota; Metazoa; Porifera; Homoscleromorpha; Homosclerophorida; Plakinidae
Product: agrin-like
Exons: 9
Coding region: 77-2581 (834 amino acids)
Biological process (GO): cell differentiation; multicellular organism development
Molecular function (GO): protein binding
Source: RefSeq, a predicted model, not a curated record
UGGUCACAUGUCACGCCACAACCGACGCGUUUGGUGAGAGAGUAGGCUUCGGCUCGCGUUUCAUUUGGCGCUGCUGAUGAGGCUCGUGUAUUGUAUGAGACUCGUUUAUUGUAUUAGCGUCCUCUCUCUCAUUUGCUCACCGGUCGCCAGUACAACAGUAUGUCAAAAUCAACAUUCCUGUGAGUGCAAGUUUGACUGCCCUAUUAAAUUAGACUGGAUAUGUGGUGAUGAUGGAAAGUCAUACCUAAAUGAAUGUGAACUCAAUAGAACACGAUGUGAAUCUACCGAGGUCAUAGAAGUGAACCACAAGGGCCAGUGCGUCAAAAACUGGGAUGACGAAGCCGGGAGGAACCGCAUCGACGAGUGCAAUUCUAUCGUUUGUGGACUGGGUACGAGGUGCAAAACUGGUGGACACCAAGAACGGCCCAUAUGCGUUUGCUCGAAUCUCUGCCCAUCUACAACUAGUGAAGUAUGCGGCUCAGACAACGUUACAUACCAAAACGUAUGCUACAUGAAAGCCUUGGCCUGUAAACGCGAACGAGAUGUGUUCAUAAAGAAAACCGGUCCCUGUUACAGACCACUCAUCAAUAAAUGUUUGCGGAAGAAAUGCCCGUUUUAUGGUGUUUGUAGGCUCUCGCAUGGCAGAGCUCAAUGUACUUGUUGGUCCAGAAAGUGUGUUCGCGAUUACAGAGUGUGUGGAACGAACAACGUGACGUAUCUCAGUGUCUGUCACCUCGAGCGGACAAGCUGCACAACUAAAAGAGCCAUUCGUGUAGCGUAUCGUGGCAAUUGUCUCAGUGACGAGCGGUUAUGUAAGCCUGCCAAAUGUCGAGAGACAUGCGAAGUCAAGAAUGGCAAACCUCAUUGCAUUUGCAAGAACACGUGCAGGAAAUCGGACAAAGACUACGUCUGUGGUGACAAUGGAAAGACCUACUUCAGUUCGUGUGUGUUAAAACUCAGAGCAUGUCAGUUGAAUCAGAAAAUAAAGGUCGCACACAAAGGGAGAUGUCUACAAGACGCCUGUCGUGGUAUCAGCUGUGGUCCGGGUAGAAAGUGUGUCAGUGUGGGCUCCAGUACUGUGUGCAAAUGUGACGACAGCGAGUGCUCACGACUCGGUCCACCCGUGUGUGGUGCAAACAACGUGACAUACAAAAGCCGAUGCCAUCUUGACUUCAAGUCGUGCAAUACCGGUGUCAUGCUAAGAGUGGCUCAUCAUAGAUCCUGCAAUCACUGUCUUUAUGUAAAAUGUGCAAAACGACAAAAAUGUGUCGAGAGACAAGAUCGUGGGGUGUGCAUUUGUACUCGUGACGGCUGCGAUUUGAAUCCUCGUUCUGAUAGCGCCGUGUGUGGUACUAAUGGAAAGACUUAUCCAAGCGAGUGUCUGCUGGAGUAUGAGAGAUGCAGGAGUAAUCGUGAGAUUUUGGUGUCGUAUACUGGAAAUUGUACUGAAAGCUGUGGUUGCAGGUUUGGAGCAGAGUGUGUAAUGAGAGAUCAUCGGCGUGAGUGUCAGUGUCCCUUCAAUUGUACUCAGGCUUUGUCCUCGCCGGUCUGUGUAUCUAUCGGUGGCACCAACAGCAGUAAGAAGAGCAAUAACAAAUAUACUUACCCCAACUACUGCACAGUCCAAUCAGUCUCAUGCGAGAAUCAAACGAAAAUCGUUGUGCUACACAAUGGAACUUGCCAGUCGCCGUGUGGUAAUGUGAGUUGUGGAGUCGGAAGGGAGUGUGUCGUCAUGAACAGCAGGAAACCUCGUUGUAUAUGCAAGCGAAACUGCUCCAAGACGGCAGAAAAGGUGUGCGGUUCAGACAACAAUACGUAUGCCAGUGAGUGUGCCCUGGCUUCGAAGGCUUGCAAGAGAGACUUGAAUGUGACCGUCAGACACGUAGGUGCUUGUCAACAGAAGAACGACAACGAUCUCUGCGUGAAUGUGACCUGUAGUGGUCGUCGACGUUGUCGUGUGAUCUCGAAUGAGACACAGUGUGUUUGUCUCAUCGAGUGUCCCUCGGGUGGUCUCACUGUGUGUGGAACGGAUGGUCAAACGUAUGCCAGUCAAUGUGCCUUAGAGCUCGCAGCGUGUAGAGAGAACAAUGAGCUCCACAUGCUGUACCAAGGAGCCUGUCUCCUUGCAUAUGAAAAUGUAACAGAAGCCGAUGAGUGUGCUAGAUGCCAUCAGGAAUCUACAGCAACUUCCAGACAGAAGAUUUGCUCGGAUAUCUUUGUUGCUAUUGUCCGAAUUGUGGAUCGUCUGGCACUCAAUUUGAGUCUGCCACUUCUAACAAGCCAAUACAAUGUGACCACCCUGUCUGUUUACAAACAGCCGAUACGAGGUAAAGUGGACAUUGGUGCUCACCUGCUUCGAAUGAACGGUCGGGUUCACAACUGUCACUGCCCAUUGGACAGCAGAGAGUCCGAUACGUUUAUUAUCGGUGGUCGCUUGCAGCCCCAGUCUGGUGAGCUGACUGUGGAUGACACUGGUUUCAUUCGAGACAACACACCAGUGCAAAAUGCUCUUUGGAAACUGAUCACAAUGAGUAAACAGUCUGCCCGUAGUCAUUGUGUUAGUAGAAUCAUUGUUGUGUGAUGAUCGGUUGCCCUAGGGGUGACCCACAGAUGUACCAAGUUUCUAUUGUAUCUAACCCUAGUAUGUCCUUGCUAGACAGUGUUAUAACAAUAGGAACUGUUUUGCAUGUGUGGACCAGCUAAAGAUGGAAUGUCGAAACGACUUGCAGACACAUCGAAAAUCAGGUGGGUAAGAGGUUUGGCAAGGAGAAUGUAGGAGAAGAAGACAAUGCGAAUACGGUCCAAAUUUGGUCAGAGCAGGU